AUGAAGAAUGCUGAGAAAAACCAAACACUAUGUACACAAACACACCAAGAAGAAGGUGUAGAAAUCGAGAUUUUUAGGGCCAUAGCUCAAGAAUAUUUCUACGAAGAUUCCGAUGAAGAAGUAGAAGAAAUACUCUGGGCCAAGCAAGCAAGGUUGCACGAAACUUUACUACAACAACUCAUCCAAGAUUUUGGUCAGGAAAACAUUUGGAAUAGCCAAGUAGCGCACUAUGUAGAAGUAGAGUAUGAUAGUGGCUAUGAAUCUGGACCAGAACCAAUGGAUAUUGACGAGGGAGAGUCAACUCAAGGCCUCGAAUUAGAAGAAAAUUAUACUACUAACCCCGACUUAGAUCAAGGUUGGGAAGAAAAUAACAAUGAUUCAUUCCCGGAAUUUCCAGAAAUGGACCUGGAUUCGGAAGAAUGGUCUCAAUCAAUUGACGAAUAUAUCGAUUGGGAAUACUACGAUUCCUUAUAA
Messenger RNA from Dentiscutata erythropus, 474 nucleotides. NCBI's taxonomy places the organism in Eukaryota, Fungi, Glomeromycota, Glomeromycetes, Diversisporales, Gigasporaceae. The record is from the annotation of a GenBank genome assembly.